UCCGUUGCUAUGGACCAAGCAGGUUACCCCAGUCCUGCUCCGGGGGCCAAGAACUCUUUGACCAGCCUUGAGUCAUCGUGAGUGUAUCUCAGCCCACGUGGGGCAGGCUGGAGUUCAGACUGGCAAUGCCUGCCGGGAGCUCUGCUGCUUGGAACAUGGGAUCCAACCAGAUGGGCAGAUGCCCAGCGACAAGACAAUCGGGGGAGGGGAUGACUCCUUCAACACCUUCUUUAGUGAAACUGGGGCUGGCAAACAUGUGCCCCGGGUGGUGUUUGUGGAUCUGGAGCCCACUGUGAUUGAUGAGGUUUGGACGGGCACGUAUCGCCAGCUCUUCCGUCCAGAGCAGCUCAUCACCGGCAAGGAAGAUGCUGCCAAUAACUAUGCCCGUGGCCACUACACCAUCGGAAAGGAGCUCAUCGACCCGGUGCUGGACCGGAUUCGGAAGCUGGUGAGAGAAGAGCUGAGGGCUGGGGGAAUCUGGAUUCCUGUUGUGAAGUGGUCUGGAGACCAGACAGGGGAAGGGCACCUUCCAUCCUUGGGAGAGUCUCCUGGACAAGCAUUAAACACACAGGAUCAGGACUAGUGAGGAGGGGAGGCAGAGUAUGGGCUCCAGUCUGGAGCUGGGUGUCCCUUUUAUCUUCUAUAGUAAGUGGCCCGAUGCUGGGCAGAGUGGCUGCCAGUUGAUAGGCUGCCUGGCCAAGAUAUGAGCACCCAUAAGCAGUCCCAGAAUGCCACCUUGUAUUGUAGGUAUGUGGGCAGAAGGCCCUGUGAAAAACAGGGAUCCAAACAAUACCAGCUCAAGGCCCUCUGAUCAACUUCGGCCUCCAGCAAGGACAGGGAUC
Messenger RNA from Orcinus orca (killer whale), 842 nucleotides. RefSeq names its product tubulin alpha-1D chain-like. Lineage: Eukaryota; Metazoa; Chordata; Mammalia; Artiodactyla; Delphinidae. Gene Ontology annotation, biological process: mitotic cell cycle; microtubule cytoskeleton organization. The transcript is spliced from 4 exons. Gene Ontology annotation, cellular component: cytoplasm; microtubule. Bases 179 to 583 code for a protein of 134 amino acids. Gene Ontology annotation, molecular function: structural constituent of cytoskeleton; GTP binding. The record is from RefSeq and is a predicted model, not a curated record.